AUGCCUUCUUAUGUCGUCGCUGGUGCUUCUCGCGGUCUGGGGCUGGAAUUUGUUAUCCAACUUCUCCGCAGGGAUCAUACCGUAAUUGCGCUCGUACGCGACCCUUCGUCCGCAACCGGGCUCCAAGCUAUCGACAACCCCAGGCUGCACAUUUUGAAGGCAGACAUCACGGAUGCUGCAUCAGUAAAGGCAGCCGCAGAAGAGACCGCAAAAAUCACCGGAGGAUCGCUGGACGUUCUGAUCCACAACGCUGUAUAUCGCGAUCCUGCACGCACUUUCCAUAACAUAGUGCAAUUUCCCGACACUACCACCCUCCUCGAGAACUUCAACGGAAACUGGACCACCAACGUCAUCGGCCCCAUCAUCACCACGGACGCCUUCCUCUCUCUCCUCCGGCAGAGUAACCUACCCUGCGGAGAAGGGAAGAAGAUUGUAUUCAUCUCUUCGGGGUUGGCGGAUGUGGGGUUCAAUAGGGAGACGGGCUAUGGGGGACAUGUAGCGUAUAGUGUGAGUAAGAGUGCGCUGGAGAUGGUUUGUGUGAAGUACGCGCUAGCCUUGAAGGACGAGAAAUUCGUCGUUUUGAGCGUAUCUCCAGGUCUUGUGAAUACAGCUACUGCUCCUCGUAAGUUUGCCCCAUUCACGGGCCAGUCUCUCCCCGCUAUCAAAUAG
Messenger RNA from Stereum hirsutum FP-91666 SS1, 669 nucleotides. Its product is annotated as NAD-P-binding protein. Lineage: Eukaryota; Fungi; Basidiomycota; Agaricomycetes; Russulales; Stereaceae. The record is from RefSeq and is a predicted model, not a curated record. The transcript is spliced from 5 exons. Bases 1 to 669 code for a protein of 222 amino acids.